GCUGUUGCGCGGAGCCGCCCCCGGCCGCGGGGGCCGGACCGGGCGGCGCUGGCAGCGGGGCCGGGGCGGACAUGAGGACCGAGAUCUCCACGGCGGCCGCGUUCGUGACCCGCCUCCUGCGGGCCGCCGGCGGGGUCGGCGAGGAGCAGCUGCGGUGCUUCCGCGAGUGCCUGCAGGAGGCGAUGCGCGAGCACUACAAGCACCACUGGUUCCCCCUGGUGCCCUCCAAGGGCUCCGGCUACCGCUGCAUCAGGAUCAACCAUAAGAUGGACCCCUUGAUAGGAAAGGCGGCGGGGAUGAUCGGACUGAGCCACGARAGGCUCUUCCAGCUCUUACCCAGCGAAUUAACACUGUGGGUCGACCCCUUUGAAGUGUCCUAUCGCAUAGGUGAGGAUGGGUCUAUCUGUGUGCUCUACGAAAGCCCCCAGCCUGGGGGGAAGGCGGCCAAACAGCUGGAGAGCAGGACCAGCUGCAAGGAGGAGUGGAGAAUUGGCAGAUCCAGCCCUUCCAAGAGUUACAACAUGAUGACGGUUUCUAGUUAAAAACAACUCUUCCCUGUACAAUGUUGUAUGUAUCCCAACCUCGUGGUAAAGUUAGAUGUAACUGAGCUUUUUGUUUUUUAGUUUUUUUUUUCACCCUGUAGUCAUUAAAGUCGUGGUAGUACUGCCAAGUUCUUCGUGGCCAAGGGCUAAUGUAUAAAGCAGUUCUUUACACUGCAUGUUAUUUUCUGGGUUGUGUCCUGUAAAUGCACUGUACAGUCGGUGGAUCGUUUUACACAUUUAUAUUUUCGAAGAAGUUUUGGCUAUUUGUAAUAAAAAGCARUAUUGUAGCACUCUUUAUGAUGGGUUUUAGUCAAAAUUAGCACUUGCUAAAAAAUUAAAAAUCUGCAAUUUGCAGAGCAAUAACACAGAGGGGGAGGGGGUGGGAAACAGAUCUAACAAACUGCACAUAAAUCUUUCCAGUGAUUUGUCUGCACAGACUUCUCUCAGGGUCAUUCAGGUUUGACUGUGAGGCACAAAUCACAAAAAUAACUUCAUUUUCCCCUUUUCAAAGCAUACAUUUAUUUGAGGGCUGGAUUCCAUCGCAACCCAACAUUUUAGCAAAAGGAAUUGGGGAAUUAGUUGUCUUGUUAUUUCUAGUUAAUGGGAGUAGAAAAAUAAAGGCUUGCUUGAACUGCU
Messenger RNA from Malurus melanocephalus (red-backed fairy wren), 1178 nucleotides. RefSeq names its product protein BTG1-like. Gene Ontology annotation, cellular component: cytoplasm; nucleus. The transcript is spliced from 2 exons. NCBI's taxonomy places the organism in Eukaryota, Metazoa, Chordata, Aves, Passeriformes, Maluridae. The coding region runs from base 72 to 542 and encodes 156 amino acids. The record is from RefSeq and is a predicted model, not a curated record. Gene Ontology annotation, biological process: negative regulation of mitotic cell cycle; negative regulation of cell population proliferation.